AUGGAUUAUACAGAAUUCAAAGGCAAAACAGUGCUUAUAACCGGAGCUGGUAAAGGUAUUGGGCGAGCCAUUGCAGUAAGACUGGCCAGUCUAGGUGCCAAGGUGUACGGAAUUAGCAGGACACAGACAGAUUUAGACAGUCUCAGACAACAGGUGAAAUGCACCAUCGAUAGAAACCUGGCUUCUGGAUAUAUCAGACUGGGACACUACACGGGAAAUAGUGGGCCGAUAGAUAUGCUUGUGAACAAUGCAGCGGUUGUUAAACAUACACCAUUCUUAGAUGUUACAAAGGAAGAAUUAGACGAGUAA
Messenger RNA from Mercenaria mercenaria, 309 nucleotides. RefSeq names its product L-xylulose reductase-like. Gene Ontology annotation, biological process: glucose metabolic process; xylulose metabolic process. The transcript has 3 exons. Bases 1 to 309 code for a protein of 102 amino acids. Gene Ontology annotation, molecular function: L-xylulose reductase (NADPH) activity; carbonyl reductase (NADPH) activity. The record is from RefSeq and is a predicted model, not a curated record. Lineage: Eukaryota; Metazoa; Mollusca; Bivalvia; Venerida; Veneridae.